Messenger RNA from Lachancea fermentati, 1419 nucleotides. The record is from the annotation of a GenBank genome assembly. Lineage: Eukaryota; Fungi; Ascomycota; Saccharomycetes; Saccharomycetales; Saccharomycetaceae.
AUGUCACAAUUUGCUGGGUUUGGAGUCCAAGUCGAGCUGAAGGACGGUAAAGUCAUCAGUGGACGGAUUGCCAAAGCCAAUAGUAAAUCUCUGACGUUGUCCGACGUGACUUUCAGUGACGGUGGAACUUCACAAGUCUUUAAGGUCAAAUCCUCGAGACUCAGAGAUCUCAAAGUAGUAUCAACUCCUAGUGGGAAGCGUCAGAAAAACGAAUUACAAGCUGAUUGGCAAGAUGACGACGUUGCCCAGAUUAAACAAGGUGGAGAAUUCGAUUUCCAAGAGAAUUUGCGAAUGUUCAAUAAGGAAGACGUAUUUGCCAAAUUAAAAGAAAACGAUAAAGUAGAUCAAGACAGCCGAUUGGUGUCACACAAUAAACGUGAAAAGAAGUUAGACACAGAUGAGCUGGUUAUCCCUGAUGCCAAGCAAGACAAUUGGGAUAGCCUCGAAGAGGAAUCUACUCAUACAGAGUACUUACCAAUCACCAAAUCCAUCAAUAUCACACAUCUAUUACAAAAUGCCGGUGAAAUCGAUUCAACAAAUGAUAAUGUGCUCUCACAGCUUCAAAAAGCUUUAUCAAGACCAGGGUCCAUCUCGAAGCCUGCCGAAUUUGUAUCUAACGCUUCGGGGCUUCCUGUGCCCUGUGCCACACCGGUGCAGCUUCUCGAAAUUGAACGAGUUUGCAGCGAUAACUAUGGUUUCACUCCAAAAUUCGCGUUAGAGCACUGGGCCAUUCACAUGUCACAGUUUGUGAAGCAAAAGCUCGGGGGCCGCGUACGUCUACACGCUCACAACAACAAUCCGCAACCAUUGGUUGUCAUCCUCGCUGGUGACAAUCGCUGCGGUGCACGUGGUCUGGCGUUGGGCAGACUUCUUUGUCAGUCCUCCCUCGUGCGUGUCAUGGUACUUUUCACAAACGCUCCAGAAGACUCCGAAGUCUGCGAACAAUGGACCCUAUAUCAGAAAUGUGGCGGGAAAACAGCCGACUCACUACUUACAUUGCAGAGCACUCUAGAAAAACUCAAUUCGCCUGUCGAAAUCGUCAUCGAUGCCAUGCAGGGCUUCGAUUUCAACAUUCAAGACCUCUGCACAGACGUGUCAGUUGAACAGCGCAUCGAGGACAUGAUUACGUGGUGUAACUCCCAGCGCGCCAUCUGGUCGCUCGAUAUCCCCAGUGGUCUGGAUGCAGGCAGUGCCAUUCCAACUUUCCAUGUCCAUGUGAAGCCUACCGUCUUUAUAUGUCUCUGCUGGCCCGUUACAGGUACCUACAAUCUCAAGAAACAAUACCCAGAACGUAAUCAAGAGGUUCACCUGGUCGAUAUGGGCGUCCCACAAGCAGUCUACUCCCAACGCAGCUCCCUACGCAAGUUCCAAACUACAGACCUCUUUGUCACAGAAGGUGUCAUUCAGUUAACUUGUUGA